Molecule: messenger RNA, 354 nt
Organism: Phytophthora infestans T30-4
Lineage: Eukaryota; Oomycota; Peronosporomycetes; Peronosporales; Peronosporaceae
Product: carbohydrate esterase, putative
Exons: 2
Coding region: 1-354 (117 amino acids)
Biological process (GO): carbohydrate metabolic process
Source: RefSeq, a predicted model, not a curated record
AUGCUGGGAAAGCGUCCAUUCGGACGUCCGCAUCUGGUGAUCCCUUACACGCUAAACAACAACGACAUGAAGUUCGUGUCCCCUCAAGGUUUCAAUUCUGGCGACCAGUUCUUCACCUACCUCAAGGAUUCUUUUGAUGUGCUCCUGGCCGAAGGACGUGCAGGACAGCCGAAGAUGAUGUCGGUUGGGCUGCACUGUCGUGUGGUGGGUCACCCGGGACGCAUCGCCGCUCUGCUGCGCUUCCUGGACUACGUCCGGAGCUUCGACGACGUUUGGAUCUGUCAGCGCGAGGAAAUCGCGCGUCACUGGUACGACAACUUUUACCCGGGCGAGGCUUCUCCAGCCAAGCUGUAA